Nymphaea colorata (pocket water lily) is the source of this 2591-nucleotide messenger RNA. RefSeq names its product protein MALE DISCOVERER 2-like. The coding region runs from base 483 to 2411 and encodes 642 amino acids. The record is from RefSeq and is a predicted model, not a curated record. Gene Ontology annotation, biological process: protein phosphorylation. The transcript has 13 exons. Gene Ontology annotation, molecular function: protein kinase activity; protein binding; ATP binding. NCBI's taxonomy places the organism in Eukaryota, Viridiplantae, Streptophyta, Magnoliopsida, Nymphaeales, Nymphaeaceae.
CGGGGUACUCUCUGAGAGAGAGAGAGAGAGGGGGCUCCGGUGCCUGAGUCAAUUCCAUUGCGCAACUUCCUUCCUACUUCCUCCACCGCCUCCUUCUAACGGAGCCCUCUCUCUCUCUCUCUCUCACCCGCUGGACCCACCUCGAGAGGUCGUCUAUCUCUGUCUGACUGUCUCCCUGCCUUUCUUUCUUGCUCACAAUUUUUCCGUUCUUCGCUUCUGGAUAGCAAUUCCGCUUCGCAUACAAUCUAGUUCGUUACGGGAAGUACAAGGCCAAAUUUCUGUAUAGCUGAAGAUCAUCCUUUCCUCUAUUGAGUUACAUUUCUGACUUGCUGAGCUUCAAAACCUGGUCUGGAAAGCUCAAGGUGACGAUGUGUUUUCGGCAUCUGAGCCGGUGUUAAAUCAGGAGGCCUUCAAUUAUGAGAGCUUGGCAAAUUGAAAAUUCCAGAAAGCUGAGCAGUUAGUGAAAUUUACCUCAUUAGAAGAUGAGCAGCCAAUGGGACCUUUAUGGGUUUCCACUGAGCUGGAUCUUUCUUGUGGUUUUCAUUUUCCACCUCAAGAUCGAACUAUGCUACUCAUUGAAUCCCGAAGGUGCGGCUUUGUUGGAGUUUCGUGCAAGGGUGGAUUCUGACCCUUAUGGUGUCUUCUCUAAUUGGAACCCCAAGGAUAAUAGCCCCUGCAUGUGGUCGGGAGUUCAUUGUCGUGACGGUAAAGUGGAAAAGUUGGAUUUAAGUGAAUUUGCUCUAGGAGGAAUCCUGGCACCUGAGAUAGGGAAACUUAGCAACUUAAGAUCUCUCAUCCUCUAUAGGAACAAUUUCUCAGGGGUCAUCCCCAAAGAGAUACACACACUUACCAAGCUAGAGCUAUUAGACCUGAGGCAUAACAACCUGGAUGGUCAGAUUCCUGCUGAAUUCAGAAAUUUAUUGUCAAUGAAGCAUGUCCUUCUUUGCAACAAUAAUUUUGAAGAUGGAUUACUUCCUGAGCUGAGAAAUCUUUGCAUAAGAUUAGUGGUGCAGUCUAGUCAAGGCUUUCUUGGAUCUAGUGAAUCAUAUGCACAGCGACAUGUCGAGCACCUUCUUGUUUCUGUAGGCCGCAAACUUCUAGCUGACAAGGAUUUGAUUUCUUCUAGUGGCGGAACGAAUGGAAAAAGUGGCGGUGGCCCGACCACUAAGCCUCCUUCGGGGUCACCUUUUGGUGCUAAAAUUCUCCCUUCUCCUUCCAGUACACCUCCAGUUUCUCCAUCUCCACCACCUUCUUCAUCUCCUAGAACACCUCCAAUUGCUGAACCUGCAUCACCUUCUACUGCUUCUCCUAGCACUACAUCUAAAGGGCCACAAGUUAAGUGGAUUUAUGCUAUUAUUGUUGCUUCUGCUGUGGCUGUUGUUAUGGUCGCCAGUAUUGCACUGCUUUUUAUGUGCCGAAGUCGAGGUGUGGCUGCAAUUGGGCCUUUUAAGACUGGACUAAGUGGUCAGUUACAGAAGGCAUUUGUGACAGGUGCACCUAAGCUCAAUAGACCAGAAGUGCAAGCUGCUUGUGAAGAUUUUAGCAAUAUCAUCGGUACUUUGGCUGAUUGCACAAUAUAUAAAGGGACCCUCUCUAGUGGAGUUGAAAUAGCUGUAACAUGCCCUACAGCUACAUAUUCUAAAGACUGGUCAAGAUGUUCUGAGUUUUACUUCCGGAAAAAGAUUGACACAUUGUCUCGCCUGAACCACAAGAACUUUGUCAAUCUUCUUGGUUAUUGUAUUGACGAGCAGCCUUUUACUAGAAUAAUGGUCUUUGAAUAUGCUCCAAAUGGGACCCUUUAUGAACAUUUACAUGUUAAGGAAGCUGAGGCCUUGGAUUGGAGUACAAGAAUGAGGAUUGUCAUGGGAGUGGCUUAUUGCUUACAGUUUAUGCAUGACCUAAGUCCGCCAAUAGCUCAUCCUAGUCUAUAUUCAAAAUUUAUUUAUCUAACAGAUGAUUUCGCUGCUAAGCUGGCAGAUUUUGGUUAUGGAGAGGAAACAACGGAGAAGAUGAAGGACUGUGGUGAUAAUGAUUUGCAUCAAAUGGACUGGCCUUAUGAUAAUCUGGAGAGCAACAUUUACAACUUUGGAGUUCUUUUGUUGGAAAUCAUUUCUGGAAAGCUUCCUUAUUCACCAGAACAAGGAUUUAUUGUUAAUUGGGCCGUUGAUUACUUGACUGAUAAGGAUAGUAUUGGAUACAUGAUUGACCCAACAUUGAAGUCCUUCAAAAACAACGAGCUAGACAUCAUCUGUGAAGUCAUUCAACUAUGCAUUCAUCCUGAUGCUAAACAAAGACCAACAAUCAAGGAGAUAACUACGAAAUUGAAGUCAGUCAUGGAUAUCUCACCUGAUGCUGCGACACCAAAGCUUUCUCCCCUUUGGUGGGCAGAGCUCCAGAUACUUUCAGCAUAAGCAAGUUAAUGUUGGGUUGCUUAGGCUUGUUCAUGAAUCACGUCUUCUGAGAUUUUAUUCUGCCUUUUGUACAUGUUUCUCUUAUUCAUUAGCAUCUUACCGUUUUUUUUUUCUUUUUUGGAGAAAAUGUUUACAUCAGUCCUUCAUUCACUAUCACAGCAAACUUGACCAUGAUUUCUU